AUGGGCAAAAAGAAGAGAGGACACCCCGACGUCGAGGACCUCCUUGCUCGUCCAUGGUGCUACUACUGCGAACGUGACUUUGAGGAUCUCAAGCUCCUCAUCUCCCACCAGAAAGCCAAGCACUUCAAGUGCGACCGAUGCGGCAAGCGACUGAACACGGCCGGCGGUCUGUCGGUCCACAUGAACCAGGUGCACAAGGAAUCGCUCGACAAGGUCGAGAACGCGCUGCCCAACCGACAGGGGCUCGACAUUGAGAUCUUCGGCAUGGAGGGCGUCCCCGACGACAUUGUCCAGCAGCACAACCAGCGCAUCAUCACAAACUUCUACACAGCACAGGCCGAGCGCCACGCCGCUACCGGCAACCCGCCGCCCGGCCAAGCUGGUGGCCAGGGACCCGCAAAGAAGAUCAAGAUCGAGACCCCCGAGGAGCUGAAGAAGAGGUUGGCCGACCACAGAGCAAAGGUCGCCCAGAUAAAGGCCAAUGGUGGUACGCUGCCGGUGCCUGUUGUGGUGCCGAAGUCGCAGCAGCAAGCUCAAGUUCCUGUUUCUUCUGUGUCGCCCGUUGCUGGCCAGAGUCCGGCGCAAGGCGCAUCCCCCUUCCUCCCCCGCAACCAGGAUUCCCGUACCCCCCACCCGUCGGCGUCCCCGGUGCCUUCCCACCUCCAGUACAACCAGGUGUUGUCGGCACCUACCCUCCCGUCUAUCCCCCUCCCGGCCCAACACCCCCACUGCCCGGUGGCCCCGGUGGCCCGGCGGGCUUCAACCUCCCUGCCAGGCCGACGGGCGGCGCUCUCGCGCAGAGACCACCUUACUACAACAACAACAACAACAACAACAACAACAACAACAACAACAACUACAACGGUGGUGGCGCAGUGCCGCCACCAGGUGCUGGAUACCCCGGCGGAGCCUCGACUGUCGAUGAGCUGGUGUCUGGCGCUGCGAGGCAAGGAGGAGCUCAAGGAGACGAGAUCGAUCAGCUUAUCCGUGCCGCGGAGCAGGGCAGCAAGCCGCCUGCUAGGGCAGAGGAUGCUGCUGGUGGGGAGAAGAAGGGCAAGAGCAAGGACAAGAAUAUGCGCAUGGUUUAUGGCGAUAGCGAAGUCAGUCCGGAGGAGAAGAUGGCGCUGCUGCCGAGGUAUGCGGUUGCUGCGGCGUAGAGCUUGCCCAGGAACAGAUGGAUGCUGGGCGCUGCGCGAUGAACCACAAAAAACAAGCGCGAUGGGACCAAUUGAGGGGGCUUAG
Sordaria macrospora k-hell is the source of this 1242-nucleotide messenger RNA. RefSeq lists its product as uncharacterized. The record is from RefSeq and is a predicted model, not a curated record. Gene Ontology annotation, cellular component: nucleus. NCBI's taxonomy places the organism in Eukaryota, Fungi, Ascomycota, Sordariomycetes, Sordariales, Sordariaceae. Gene Ontology annotation, molecular function: DNA binding.